This is a messenger RNA of Cryptococcus wingfieldii CBS 7118, 492 nucleotides long. RefSeq lists its product as hypothetical. The record is from RefSeq and is a predicted model, not a curated record. The transcript is spliced from 2 exons. NCBI's taxonomy places the organism in Eukaryota, Fungi, Basidiomycota, Tremellomycetes, Tremellales, Cryptococcaceae. The coding region runs from base 1 to 492 and encodes 163 amino acids.
AUGGUACAGUUCACAGGAUUCAGCGGAGCAUCGUUAGAUCCUAUCGAAGGAGUCGAAUAUGUGGAGGUAAAGGUACCACCCAUCAAGUGGCGCAACGACGUCACCAAAAGAUUCCUCACUCUGAGAGAGAGGAGUGACGACCUGGAGAAACAAAGAGUUCGAAGUAUCAGUGCCAAGCGUAGACAGACCCUCAGGGGAAAAGAGAAAAAGAAGGCCGCAGAAGCUCAAACUCAAGCGGAAACCGCUCAAUCUGGGAUGGGUGAUGAUGAGAUGGCAUCCUCCUCUCGGCAACUUCCUGACUACCCAGGUGCUGAGCUGGAUGAGACUUAUGUGCAGCAGAGUUUGGGGAGCUGUGGGACGCAGACUACCAGGGGACUCUCGGGAAAGUCACCCUUGAUGACAUUUCUUACAUUGACGAGAAGGGGUUAUGCUACCGCGCCAUCGGAGAUCCCGCGAGUGCCCACCAACAUCACUGUGAGAGAGCCAUUCUGA